This is a messenger RNA of Symbiodinium necroappetens, 1299 nucleotides long. The record is from the annotation of a GenBank genome assembly. NCBI's taxonomy places the organism in Eukaryota, Dinophyceae, Suessiales, Symbiodiniaceae.
AUGGCUUCCUGGAUGCUAAUUAUCCCUGCUACAGUACUGUUGCUGUGGUCAUCUCAAUUCCGGUCCCCCUGCUUUGCUUGGGCGCAGCAUCGUGUGGGGCUGGAGCUCGAGCUGCACAUGCCCUUGUCCAAUGUUGAGGGUGCUGCCAAAAUGCUUGCGAAACGAAGUGAUCUGUACCUUGCGAAGCGCUGUGAUGGAGACCGGAGAAAGGUUUACAGGCCAGACGGAGGAAUUAGCCCUUACAAAGAUGGAGAAGACAGGGUGUGCACGCGAUACUGGGUUGUGCAGCACGAUUCGAGUCUGGAUGAUAUAAAAAACAUGACGUCGCUGGAACUUUCCUCACGUGCGAAGGCUUUUCAGGAUCUGGAAGGCGAUAUCGACGCCGUCAGCGAUGCUCUGUGCGACCUGGAUGCCAGAAUUACGAAGUCGUGCGGUUUCCAUGUUCACAUGGACAUGACAGAGCUGUCCAAGGCAAAAAUGAAGCAUGUUACGCUUGUGAAUUUUGCACGACUAUGGGUUCGUCUCGAGCCAUUGCUACUUGCAGUUGUUCCUCCAUCACGCCGGGACAAUCAAUAUUGCAAACAGGUUGCACCCUUUCUUCGCGGAAAGGAUCUUUGGCGGCUAUGGUACGGUCAUGAGUAUUUCAUGGCAAGGGAUGUGAAAGAGUUGCUCAACCCAGAUGGAAAGUAUCACACAGUCAACUUUCCCGACGAGGAUCGCUUAUAUCACACCUUAGAAGUGCGGCUGCAUAGUGGAACUGUCGAGGCCUGGAAGAUCAAACGCUGGGUGAAGCUUUGUUUGCAGUUGUUGGAGGUAUGCAAAGCUCCCUGGGACGAGGAGAUGCGGUGGCUGGUUCGCAGAGGCAGCAUGCUGCAUCUGCUGACUCUAUGUGUUGACGAGGAAGUGAGUGCGCACAUAUUUCGACGUGCUUUCCACUUCAUCCGCACAUAUCCACAUGUGAAGCUUCCUGACGCAGUGUCCUGGCUGGAAAGGGCCUCACAACAUGGAUACCCACAGAGUGGGAAGUGGCAAGAGUUCGACUGCACCGGUUGUGGCGAGAGGUUCCCUUCGGACAUCCCGCUGAGCGAAGCCACAGCUUUGUGCUGGUCUUGUUUGCACAAACCGGAUGGCGGAGUGAAGCUGUCGUCCCCAGAAAUCAUCGAGAAACCGACGCAAGGUUGGCCUUUGAAUUUGUGCGGAUGCUGUGGCAAGAUCUUCCCUUCGAAGCGGCCGUAUCUUGGAAGACGGCUGCCAACCUGCCGGACAUGCUCGGGACCAGGAGCCAUAUCCUGCUCCUGA